This is a messenger RNA of Parascedosporium putredinis, 1404 nucleotides long. The record is from the annotation of a GenBank genome assembly. NCBI's taxonomy places the organism in Eukaryota, Fungi, Ascomycota, Sordariomycetes, Microascales, Microascaceae.
AUGGCCGACCGAUACAUUCCCGAGCAUCGUCGGACCCAGUUCAAGGCGAAGAAUGCCUUCAAGCCUGAAGAGCUCCGCCGUCGCCGAGAAGAACAGCAGGUUGAGAUUCGAAAGUCGAAGCGUGAAGAGAACCUGGCUAAGAGGAGAGGUAUUGGAACUGGCGAGCGUCUCGGUGCCUCCCUUGGUGCCGCGCCAGAUAGUGAUGAUGAGACCGCGCCCACCGAAUCCCAACUCAAUGAAGACCUCCCUCAGAUGGUCGCUGGUGUCUUCUCCAAUGAGAUCGACCAGCAGAUCAAGGCCACGACAAAAUUCCGAAAGCUUCUUUCUAAGGAGCGCAAUCCCCCAUCGAGGAGCCUCGUGCAGUUCGAAGCCGCAUGGGCUUUGACUAAUAUCGCAUCCGGCUCCGCUAGCCAGACCCAGGUCGUGAUUGAGGCUGGUGCCGUGCCCAUCUUCGUUGAGCUUCUCUCCAGCCACGAGCCUGAUGUCCGCGAACAGGCUGUCUGGGCUCUCGGUAACAUUGCCGGUGACAGCCCCCACUGCCGUGAUUAUGUCCUGACCUGCGGCGCUCUCAAGCCCCUCUUGACGUUGUUGGGAGACAGCCGGAAGCUUAGCAUGCUCCGAAAUGCCACGUGGACUCUCAGCAACUUCUGUCGUGGCAAGGCACCCCAGCCCGACUGGGCCACCAUCUCGCCCGCUCUCCCCGUGCUUGCCAAGCUUGUCUACUCUCUUGACGAUGAGCUUUUGAUGCACGCCUCCACGUCGGUUCAGACUCCCGCUCUCCGAUCCGUCGGCAAUAUUGUCACUGGUGACGAUGUCCAGACCCAGGUCAUCAUCAACUGCGGCGCCCUGCCCUGCCUUCUCGCUCUCUUGAGCUCCAAUAAGGAUGGAAUCCGAAAGGAAGCCUGUUGGACCAUCUCCAACAUCACAGCUGGCAACUCGAGCCAGAUCCAGGCCGUCAUCGAGGCCAACAUCCCCGAGCAGAUUCGCUACCUCGUUUCCCAGGGCUGCAUUCGCCCUCUCUGCGACCUCCUCGCCUGCCCUGAUAACAAGAUUAUCCAGGUCGCUCUUGAUGGGCUCGAGAACAUCCUCAAGGUUGGCGACCUCGACAAGCAGGCCUCUGGUGGCCCCGAGGCCAUCAACCGCUACGCUCUCUUCAUUGAAGAGUGUGGGGGCAUGGAGAAGAUUCAUGACUGCCAGAACAAUGCGAAUGAGGAAAUUUACAUGAAGGCAUUCAACAUCAUCGAGAAGUACUUCUCGGAUGAGGACGAGGGCGCGGACGAGAUGGGCCAGCCUGGCCAGAAUGGUGGAACUUUUGGUUUCGGCACCAACAAUGCUGCCUCUGCUCCUGAAGGCCAGUCUAGCGGUUUCAACUUUGCCAAUGGCGCCGACUCUAUGGAUAUGUAA